AUGGUCAACUCCUGUGGUUCCGUCUGCUCUGAGCAGAGCUGUGGCCAAGACUUCUGUCAGGAAGAGUCCUGCUGCCGCCCUACCUGCUGCAUCUCCAGCUGCUGCAGGCCCCAGUGCUGUCGCCCUACCUGCUGCAUCUCCAGCUGCUGCAGGCCCCCCUGCUGCAGACCCACCUGUUGCAGGCCCCAGUGCUGCCAGCCAACCUGCUGCAGACCCAGCUGCUGCAUCUCCAGCUGCUGCAGACCCUCCUGCUGCAGGCCCCAGUGCUGCCAGUCCCAGUGCUGCCAGCCCACCUGCUGCAGACCCAGCUGCUGCAGACCCAGCUGCUGCAUCUCCAGCUGCUACCGCCCCUCCUGCAGUAGCUCCAGCUGCUGUGGCUCCAGCUGCUGCCGCCCCAGCUGCUGCCCUGGCUGCUGCCUGCGUCCAGUCUGUGGCCAAGUCUCCUGCCACACCAGUUGCUAUCGCCCAACCUGUGUGAUCUCCACCUGUCCCCGCCCCAUGUGCUGUGCCAGGCCUUGCUGCUGCUAA
This is a messenger RNA of Ochotona curzoniae (black-lipped pika), 528 nucleotides long. Its product is annotated as keratin-associated protein 4-12-like. The record is from RefSeq and is a predicted model, not a curated record. Gene Ontology annotation, cellular component: keratin filament. The coding region runs from base 1 to 528 and encodes 175 amino acids. Lineage: Eukaryota; Metazoa; Chordata; Mammalia; Lagomorpha; Ochotonidae. The transcript has a single exon.